This is a messenger RNA of Coniosporium apollinis CBS 100218, 2379 nucleotides long. RefSeq lists its product as uncharacterized. Lineage: Eukaryota; Fungi; Ascomycota; Dothideomycetes. The coding region runs from base 1 to 2379 and encodes 792 amino acids. The record is from RefSeq and is a predicted model, not a curated record. The transcript is spliced from 3 exons.
AUGGCUACCGGAGUUAGUGGCGCCCUCUGCCAACCAUGGCGUACCGCAUCACAGAAGAUGCACAUCACUGACAUCUCGCAGCAAGCUCACAACUACCCUCGCCCCUACAACGCCGCCGCGGCUCAUCUGCCAAAUGGCGGUACCCCCGGAGGUCCUGUGCCAGGAGCUGCACCGCUUCUCCCAAACCAAGGCCGAAUAGUACAAGCAGGCAGUGCACGCGUGCUUUGCAUCGCUGAUGUGAGAGGCAACUUACAGUCGCUCAACCAGCUUGCAGCCGACGCUCGCGCAAACUACGUCGUACACACGGGCGACUUUGGCUUCUACGAUGACGCGUCCAUAAACCGGAUUGCGGAGAAGACGCUGAAGCAUGUAGCUCAGUACUCACCCCUUCUGCCUGACCACAUCAAACGCCAGAUCGUCCAAGCGCCGCCGCAACCAUCGAUCAAGGAACGUUUCGAACGCGAACGCCUCCCUCUCUCCGAACUUCCACUUUUCCUGAACAAGACCUACAAGCUGAAUGUGCCUGUGUACACUGUCUGGGGCGCGUGCGAAGACGUCCAGGUUCUGGAGAAGCUCCGGUCCGGCGAGUACAAGAUCGACAAUCUACACAUCAUCGAUGAGGCACACUCGCGGUUGCUGGAGAUUGGCGGCGUAAGGUUGCGCUUGCUCGGACUGGGCGGUGCUGUGGUCAUGCACAAGCUGUUCGACAACGGAGAGGGCAGGACCACAAUUGCCGGUGGCCAGGGCACGAUGUGGACGACGCUGCUGCAGAUGGGCGAGCUGAUCGACACUGCGAACAGGGUCUACGAUCCUGCCGAGACCCGCGUCUUCGUCACGCACGCUUCUCCCGCUCGCGAAGGGCUGCUCAAUCAGCUUUCCGUCGCGCUUAAGGCCGACUUCUCGAUAUCCGCUGGUCUUCACUUCCGCUACGGCAGUUCCUACAACGAGUUCAGCGUCAAUCCGACGCUCGAUCACUACCGUGGCAAGCUCGCAGCGUCCAAGACUUCUUUCAACGAUGUCUGGGAGACUGUAAAGUCCGAAGUUGAGCCAGCAGUCGCAGAUAGCGAGUCCCAGUCCAUGCUACUCCAGUACGCGCUUGAGCUCGUGAACAGGAUGCCUUCUACCGCAAACGGCGGCAACCCGUUCGGCGGCCAGAACGGAGCUCCGGGAGCUGGACAAGUCGAUGAGGGCGCAUUCAAGAACAUGUGGAACUUUAACUUGGCAGAUGCUGCAUACGGCUGGCUGGUCUUGGACAUCGAUCAGGGCAGGAUUGGCACGGAAAUGAGGGCACAAGGCUUCAACUUCGCCCACCGUGGAAUGAAGAUGGGUGGUCCCCCGCAACCUCAAGGCAUGCCUGCUGCUCCGCCGAAUGCAGUCGCCUCUCCGGCUACCCAGAUGCCACCUCAGCCCGCGCCGGUACUAAACCGUUCGCCGGCUGCCCCCCAAGUGCCUGCACCGCAACAACCUCAACAGCCUCAACAACUCCAGCAACCUCCGCAAGCCAGGAUGCCGCCGGUAGCAGCUCCAACACCACCAGCGCAGGCACCUCAGGCGAAGCCACAGCCCACACGAACCGGACCUUCGCCAGCUCCAGCAAACGCCAGCGCACUGGUCAAGCCAGCAACACCCCAGCCCGCAGCAACCAACGCACACGCGGCCGACAAGACGCCCGCGCCCGCUACCGCCGAAAAGUCCAUCCCAAGCGAAGUCAAGCCCAACGGCACCACCGCCGCCGCCACCGGCGGCGGAAACAACGACGCCAAAACCACCGACACCUCCACGACGCCCAAAUCCUCCGACGCUCCCAUGCCGCCGCCCCCACAGCGCGAAGAGAACAAAAAGCCGAGCCAAGCCCUCUUCAUCAACGGCGUGAAAUCCGAAGAAGAGGCCCGGAACCUCCUCCCCGAGGCCGACCGCCCCAAGAUCGAGCGCAUCGAGCAGAUCAAGCACUUCUACAUCGCGCAUUUCGCGUCCCCGGAGGAGAUGCAGGCGGUCUAUGCGCGCGUGCCGAAUGAGCAUAAGCAGCAGAGCGGCGAUCAGAGGAAGCCGACGGUGCAAAUUUAUCGCCAGCAUGGGGGGCCGUAUCGGCAGUAUGGUGCGGGGAAUUGGGGGGGGAGUGCGAGGGGAGGUGCGCAGAGUGGGGGUGGAUACCGCAGUGGUGGUGCUAGUGAUAGUGAGGGCGGCAGGGGAGGUAGGGGUGGGUUCCGUGGAGGUAGAGGACGUGGUGAGGGACGUGGUGAGGGACGUGGUGAGGCACGUGGUGAGGGACGUGGUGGGCGUGGUAGGGGACGUGGAGGUAUGGGAAGGGGAGGUGAGGGUAGUGCGAAUGCUUCGCCGGCGCCUACACCGGCGGCUGCAACGGGUGGUGGGGAGUGGUAA